CGCGCUCCGGGCGCCGCCGCGGGCGGGCAGGCGGGCGUAGAUUGGGCUCACGCCCACUAGGUGAAGCGGGUCACGUGACCCGAGAGGCGGGAGUCCGUGAACGGACCCAGUGGCUGGGUGCUUUCCCGACCGCGAGACGGGCGGGGCCGAGAACCAAAGACACGCAACGUCUCGGCUCCCGAGCGGCCGGGGGCGGGGCCGCCGAGUGGAGUCGAGUGGAGUCGAGCCGAGUCGGCGUCCGGCGCGCAGGCCUUCCGCCGAGUUGAUCUUUCGGUUGCCGGUGUCCGUGGGCCGCGCGGUCUCCGGUCGGGCUGAGACGCGCGCUGCAAUGGCGACCUUUGUGAGCGAGCUGGAGGCAGCCAAGAAGAACUUAAGCGAGGCGCUGGGGGACAACGUGAAACAAUACUGGGCCAACUUGAAGUUGUGGUUCAAGCAGAAGAUCAGCAAAGAGGAGUUCGACCUUGAAGCUCACAGGCUCCUCACACAGGACAACGGUACAUCUUCUCCAAGUCCCCCAGCUUUGCAAUUAGUCCUUUUGGUUUUGAUGUUGUUCCAUUCUCACAAUGACUUCCUCCUGGCCAUCCUCACACGUUGUCAGAUUUUGGUGUCUACACCAGAGGGUGCUGGAUCUCUGCCCUGGACAGGGGGCUCUGCAGCCAAGCCCGGGAAACCCAAGGGCAAGAAAAAGCUUUCUUCCGUUCGUCAGAAGUUUGAUCAUAGAUUUCAGCCUCAGAACCCGCUCUCUGGAGCUCAGCAGUUUGUGGCAAAGGAUCCCCAGGACGAUGAUGAUUUGAAACUUUGUUCACACACCAUGAUGCUUCCUACACGAGGUCAACUUGAAGGGAGGAUGAUCGUGACUGCCUAUGAGCACGGGCUGGACAACGUCACCGAGGAGGCUGUGUCUGCUGUUGUCUAUGCAGUGGAGAAUCACCUCAAAGAUAUUCUGACUUCAGUUGUGUCGAGAAGGAAAGCUUACCGAGUACGAGAUGGUCAUUUUAAAUACGCCUUUGGGAGUAAUGUGACGCCACAGCCAUACUUGAAGAACAGCGUGGUAGCUUACAACAACUUGGUUGAAGGCCCUCCAGCCUUUUCUGCUCCAUGUGCCAGUCAGAACCCAGCUUCUCACCCACACCCCGAUGAUGCUGAGCAGCAGGCUGCGUUCCUAUUGGCGUGCUCUGGGGACACUCUACCUGCAUCUUUGCCUCCAGUGAACAUGUAUGACCUGUUUGAAGCUUUGCAGGUACACAGGGAAGUCAUUCCUACACAUACUGUGUAUGCCCUUAACAUUGAAAGGAUCAUCAUGAAACUCUGGCACCCCAAUCACGAAGAGCUACAACAAGACAAAGUCCACCGCCAACGCUUGGCAGCGAAAGAAGGGCUUUUGCUCUGCUAAAUUAGAAUUGGAAGAUUUGGGACCAUCACUAAAUUAAUUGGUUGCUGAAAACUGAAUGCUUUUGAGUCCACAUUUCAAAACUGAAGUGUAUAGUGUAUGUAUGUAUAACCUUUCCUAUGGAAAUGUGACAUUUGAGUGCAUUUUGUGUUGCUACUGUGAAGCCAUUAAUAUGUCUGACUGUUGACCUGUGUGUCUCUGUCCCCAAGUAUAGGAGCAGUCAUUGUUCUGAGUCUGAAUAGGGAUAGUAAGACACCUGAGGUGUAUCUGGUCUGUCAGUAAGAUAGGGGACAUUGUAGAAUAAAGAUGCUGUUGUAGUUCAGUCCCAUGACUAGCAGGACUACAGUGUGUUCAGUGAUGUAUGCUCUGUAUCUGGCAGUGUAAAAUCUGCUUUUCCUCGAGAACUGUACUCUGCCUAUUGGUGGGACAGCCUAGUGUUCAUCAGAAUCUUUGCCUAGUUAGCAGCUGAAGUUCCCAAGCAACCCAUUUUCGCUCCAGAGAGCAGGACUUAGGUAUGUGGUUCUUGCUUUGCAUUUAAUCUCGAGUCCAAUUCUUAGAUGUAGUUAGCCUUACAGUUUUCUGUUAUUCCGUUGUUUUAGCUGACUGACAAGCUUGUUAAUCCUAUAGGAUGUUUUCAUGAAAUCUUACAAACUAAUUUUCCUAUUUCUAAAAUGUCUGUUUCAUCCUUUCAAGUGGUACUAUGAACUUGUAUCUGACAGUGUUACUGGUAACCAACUUGGUUUAAAGCUACGUUGCUUUUCACUCAUGUAGUAUUGAUGGGUGAGUUAGAUGUAUAGAUGGGUUUUCAUAGGCCUAUAAGCAGUGGAUACAUGUGAAUGUUUUUGUGUGUUCCUAUAUCUGGAUCUGUGGAUUUGGUUUUGUAUUUUAAACGUGACAAAUAAACAUUUUGGGAGAAA
Messenger RNA from Mastomys coucha (southern multimammate mouse), 2307 nucleotides. RefSeq names its product transcriptional adaptor 1 (gene Tada1). Gene Ontology annotation, molecular function: transcription coactivator activity. Gene Ontology annotation, biological process: regulation of transcription by RNA polymerase II. NCBI's taxonomy places the organism in Eukaryota, Metazoa, Chordata, Mammalia, Rodentia, Muridae. The record is from RefSeq and is a predicted model, not a curated record. The coding region runs from base 329 to 1393 and encodes 354 amino acids. Gene Ontology annotation, cellular component: SAGA complex. The transcript has 8 exons.